Molecule: messenger RNA, 5758 nt
Organism: Limanda limanda (common dab)
Lineage: Eukaryota; Metazoa; Chordata; Actinopteri; Pleuronectiformes; Pleuronectidae
Gene: creb1b
Product: cAMP responsive element binding protein 1b
Exons: 8
Coding region: 126-1103 (325 amino acids)
Biological process (GO): regulation of transcription by RNA polymerase II
Cellular component (GO): nucleus; ATF4-CREB1 transcription factor complex
Molecular function (GO): DNA-binding transcription factor activity, RNA polymerase II-specific; cAMP response element binding; protein binding
Source: RefSeq, a predicted model, not a curated record
CCGUGUUGUUGUUCCCGGUGACGCGGCGGAGGUGUAGCCUGACGCGGGCUCUUACGUGUCGGCCAGAAUAAAAGUGGAGCUCCGGAGGCCCGGGAGUGACGAGGGGAGUCUGUAUCGCUCAGCCGAUGAAGAUGGAGUCAGCAGAGGCUCAGCAGGAGAUUGCUGUGAUUGAGACUGAAAACCAGCACAUCACCUCGGCACAGAUCGCAACUCUGGCACAGGUUACCAUGGCAUCAGGCCACUCCUCUGUAACAGGUCCAACAGUAACGCUGGUCCAGCUUCCCAACGGACAGACUGUCCAGGUCCACGGUGUCAUCCAGGCUGCACAACCCUCUGUCAUCCAGUCCCCACAGAUCCAAACUGUACAGAUCUCCACUCUAGCAGAAAGUGAGGAUUCACAGGAGUCAGUAGACAGUGUGACCGACUCUCAGAAACGCAGGGAGAUUCUGUCACGACGCCCCUCCUACAGGAAAAUCCUGAAUGACCUUUCAUCCGACGCGCCGGCUGUCCCUCGUAUCGAGGAGGAAAAGGCUGAGGAGGACGCAUCCACUAUGGCUGCCACCCAUGCCAUUACAACUGUUACUGUCCCCACACCCAUCUACCAGACCAGCACCGGCCAAUACAUUGCCAUCACACAGGGUGGGGCCAUCCAGCUGGCUAAUAACGGUACAGAUGGAGUCCAGGGCAUCCAAACUCUGACCAUGACCAACGCAGCAGGGGGUGCCCAAGGCGGGGCCACCAUCCUCCAGUAUGCACAGACCAGUGACGGCCAGCAGAUACUGGUUCCCAGUAACCAGGUGAUGGUCCAAGCUGCGUCUGGUGACGUCCAGGCAUAUCAGAUCCGGGCUGCCCCCACCAGCACCAUCGCCCCUGGGGUGGUCAUGGCCUCUUCCCCCGCCCUGCCCACCGGCCCUGUGGAGGUCACUCGCAAACGAGAGGUCCGCCUCAUGAAAAACAGAGAAGCAGCCCGUGAAUGUCGCAGGAAGAAGAAGGAGUAUGUAAAAUGUCUGGAGAACCGAGUGGCCGUUCUGGAGAACCAAAACAAGACGCUUAUUGAAGAACUCAAAGCCCUUAAAGACCUUUACUGCCAUAAAUCUGAGUAGGUCGUCAUCCUGAAAACACCAAACUGGGCCAAGUAGCAUUUCAGUUCCUUUCAAAUACUUUGACUGUUGGAUUCUGCCUGUCUGGCCUUCCAGUUUACACAUGGCUGGCUCAUACUGACCAAGUUGCCCUAAUUUAGUUCUGCUUGUAUUAUUAUUUCUUCAGUAGUUUGUCGGCAUAAUACAAUUAAUAUAGACAACAUUUUGCAGCAAAAACAAACUGAGAAUGAACUGUCAUCCAGGUUGAACAAUGGAAUAGUCCAAAGUGCUAAAUCAAACUUAGUAACAUAAUUUACUAGGUAUAAUCAGCUGCUGACAACAGUUAAGAUGCUGCUUCACACAGAUUUAUCAGUGAGGCUGCAUCUCAUUGUCGUAGUUUGGCUAAUACCCACAUAGCUUAUCUUAAGAUUGAACCUGACCGAUGCAGUUUUUUGGGGCUGAUGCCGAUACCGACAUUUUUACCACAUUUGAAGACAUUCCCUCAGGCUGAUCUUAGGAUAUCAUUUCGAAGAAAAACAUACUAUGUGAGGCCACUGUGACCUUGACCUUUGGAUACCAAAAUCAAGUGAACUAGUCCUUGAGUCAAAGUGAAUGUUUUUGCCUAAUGUCAGAGGAUUCCUUGAUGGCAUUCAAGAGAUAUCACCUUCACAAGGCAAAUAAAUGUGCUGUGUGAGGUCACUGUGACCUUGGCCUGUGACCUUUGACCACCAAAAUCAAAUUAGCUCAUCCCGGAGUAUAAGUAAAUAUUUGUAGAAAAGUAAAUUCGGCCAAUUUUUAUCAGCCAACCAAUGAAUCAGUCCUCUAAUCCUUGAGCAAUAAACCUGCCUCUUCACCAAUACAGUCAAGUUCCACCUUUUGUUAAUCCCUGGCAUCUGUAUUCUGUAAAUUGUGCAGAUGUUGCACUGCAUAGUUCUGCAUUUUUAUUCACAUCAGGUAACCGGUAGUAUAGUGAUGCUUUAGGCUUUCUUAAAAACCAGCAUUUUCUUUGGGUUCUUAGCGAUACCCAAGCCGCGUUUGAAGCCUAUUGGGUGACCAGUUUUCGUAAGACGUUUCUCCAUUAAUAGUUAGAUUAUAGUUUAAUUGUUGAAAGGAUAUUAAAAGCUGAGAUUUCAUUGGCCUAAUGUGACUCCAGUAGAGUAUUUGUGUCUUAUAUUGUAUGUAAGCAAUAAUGGCCAAUACCUGCUUGAAGCAUCACCGCCGCUGCUAUGGUUACCUGCAGUUUGAUUUUACUCACACUAAGCUGUAGACAUGUUUUUUAGAUGUUGUGAUUUAUUAUUUUACAGAAACCUGCCAAAUAUUCAUAAUAUUCAGUGCUGAGUUCAGUUUUAAACAGAAUUCCAGCCACAACUACAAUCACAAGACGCAGCUUAUAAACAAAGUUAUAAAAGAUUAUUUGACUUUGAUAUAAGGACUGUUUGAUACAUUUAAAUUGUGAUUGUUGUGCUUCAUGUUAGUGUGUUUAACAUAUUUAAGUCUCAGUUAGUAUAACAGCUAUAACUUGUAUACCUGACCGCCCAGACAAGCUCAGUCAGUUGCAGUUAAAGGUUUUGAAUUAAUUGUCUCUACUUGAUCCACUUCCUGAUCUGAACCAGCCUCUCAACAAUGUGGCUGCUUGUUACUUGGACUCUACAGCUAAUUUGGCACAAACAAGUAAUUUUUUCAUUAUAACUUUUGAAGAUGCUAACAACUGCCGAUGGUGAGAGAAGGAACUCAAAGCAGGCAGUGGUGUGUGUUAGAAAAAGGGAUGUUUUGAAAUUUGACAUCACAUUUUGGGUUAGGGCUAGGGUGGUCCACAACAGAUGGUUGCUGAUAUUAAAAUUAGAUUAUUAGCAGGCUGAAGCACAGUUUUAAAAGAAAAAACAUUAUUGUUUUUACAACCCGGGAUCUUUUUUCGAUUGCUCACCAACUUUCCUGUCAGUUAUGGCAGUUUAAUCAUCCAGAAGGCCGGCAGCACACGCAGCCAUUUUAUCCAAACAAAAUUAUUUAGGAGUGAAAGUGAAUUUGAAUGCUUGUUAUUUCAAACAUUUGUUGUUUCAGAAAAGCUUUGCAGAACUACUUCCGGGUUUACAUUGAUUGGCUGUACUAACUGCGUUUCUGCGCACAAGAAUUUUCAUAUAACAUGUAUUUUUAUUUAAUUUUAGUAAAAGUAACUGGGGGUUUGUGCAUUACUCGCCCUCUGUGUCCCUACACAUCAGCAGUUAACUUUUGAGUAAAGUUCUUUCUCUUUACAAAUGAGCCUGAUGUCUGUAAAAUUUGUUUGUCAAAGAUCCAGGUUGUACAAAAACGCACAAAUCUUAGUAGUAAUGUAAUUCCAACACCAGGGAAGUAGUUCUAAGAAAAUGUCCAGUCAAACAUCAUGUUGUUGUGUUGCAGUAAAUUGUCGGCGUGUUGUCGAAAAAGGAUCACCCCCAUCAAAGUUAUAAUUUGUUUGUGUCGUGUGUUAAACGGUGGUAAAAUAUGGAUUGCAACAAGGCGCCAUAUUUUGAAUGUGGUGGACUUCCUCAUGAAAAAUAGGCUACAGGAGUUUCACACUUAUAAUCAAUCCAUUGAAAGGAGAUGCUUUAGUGGGACUGUGUGUGUUUUUUGAGGAGAUGUAUGUACGUAUUUGUUUGUUUAUUUUUAUAUUAAUGUAUAUAGUCUCUACAGCAUGUGUAGACCUCAUGUAUUUCUGUUUAUUUGAUAUGAAAAAAAAUGUUCUUAUGACUUGUAUGAAACAACUUUGAAUAUUUGUAACAUAUGUCACUGUAUAAUAGAGGACAAUGUAUGUGUAUGUAUAUCCACCAGGCCUACCACCAUCAUGGCAGCUACGUGUAUGAAAAAAAGGCCUUUGUUGGACUUGUUGAAUAUUUUGGAGUGUUGUACUGUUUCUGAUCAACAGUGUUUUGUUUGUAGAGUUUGUUGAGAGCACUUGGGGUCCACAACUUUUAUCAGCUAAAAUAUGGACAAUUUUCUUUGUUUGAAACCUGCACAGAGGAGCCCCAGUGGCUUCAAACUCAGCCACGCAUUUGUUUUUAACUGAAAAUGUAUUUCUAUGUCCUGAGCAGAAACAGCUCCACAAGUUUCCUUUUUUUUAUAUCUGCUCAUUCAUCAUAUGAAAGCACAUGUUUUCUUUCCACUGGAUCCAUUCAUAUGUUUAUUUUUACUGUGCAUUAAUUUUACUACUUACAUGAGAUUCUGAAAGUGGUUCCAGUGGUAAGAUGGAUGUCAUUUAACCACUUCUCCACUCCGAUAGUUUUUGAAUUGAAACUAACCUGAAUCAAAGACAAACAAAGAUGUCUGAUGUUUUGAGGUGACAGAUGCCAUUUUGUUACGGAAAAUCUUAAAGUUUUCCUUUUUCCUCAUACGCUCAUAGAGUCUUGGUUAUGCUUUUAACUUCUAUUCCUGGGCGACAUUAAAGUUGAUUCUUGACAUCGAAAACAAGUGGUUUGACCAAGUAAAUGUAACUCAAGGUUUUUUUUAUAGCUUUUUCUAGAGCUUUCAAUUGCAUCUUAGCAAUUUCAGUUCACUCACUUGUCAAUUCAUGAUAAUGAACGGGUGUGGCUUCAUAUGGAUGUGAGUAAUAAGUCCUGCCUCUAUUCAAAGAUGGUCAUCUGAAAGCUCCAGACAUUAUUAAAUGGACCUUGAGAUAAUAUUAUUAUAUUUGUUUCAAAACCUGAAUUGUCAGCUAAAGGAAAUUUAAGGGCACUUUAAUUUUCUUUUUUUGUUAUGUUUUUUUAAUUUCUUUUGUCCUUUUUGUUAUUCAGAAAUCAUCAGUUCAUGGUAGCUCUUUUGGUUUUAUUUAUCAAUCAUUUGAAUCAUUUUGAUAUUGUACAGUAGGUACUUUAUGUAGGAUUAUGAGGAUUAAAGGGUUGGCUAAAGAAAUCACACAGCACUUAAUACUAGCUGUUAUUGAUGAUCUAUUGACCCACAACACAUUAGCAUGUACUGUGGCUGUACGUGUCAUCCUUCGUCUAUGUAGACUCAACAAUAUGCAGAGGUAAUCUUUUUUAAUGCAUUUCACUGCAUGAAAUUAAGUCUGACAAACAACACCCUGGGCCUCACCGAUUCUAAAACUUAUUUCAGUCGAGAGGAAGCAGCUAAUUUGAAACGUGUGCCAUUCCAAUACCACAGUUACUGAGGUGGUACUCUGAGAAAAAACACCUAAUUUUCCACCUGUAAUUCACACAUCAAGUGCUGGUGCUGAAACAAAAUCUACUAGUAAUUUUUUCUGUUGAUUUGAUAUAGUUAGCUCAACUUUGUGAUGUGAUGACACAAUAUCUUCAAUCAAAAACGAUCAAUGUAUUCAUUUCUGUGCCAGAAUAGUUUAUACCCACGGGUCUAAGGUCUAUUUGCAUGAAAAAAGAUUGAAAUCAUUGUGUGUAAAGUAUAUAUAUAUUAUAUAUAUAGAGAGAGAAUUUCUAGAACGCUGAUAACAUUUUUCUAACUUUUAAUGUGACCUGUUUAUAUAUUGCCCCUUUUACAAGUUUAAAUUUAAAUUCCAUGUAUUGUAUAUUAUCUUGUAGAGACAAGACAACUCGAUGAUGCAUUACAUCCUGUUUGUUUCAACAAUGUUACACGAUCAACUGAACCAGACCAUUAAUUGAAAUUGCGGUUACUCUGACAUUACAUCACUCUUUUGUAAACACUUACUAUGUCGCAAUAAACUGCUCUUGAAGAUA